Messenger RNA from Insectozyma verbasci, 2652 nucleotides. NCBI's taxonomy places the organism in Eukaryota, Fungi, Ascomycota, Pichiomycetes, Serinales, Debaryomycetaceae. The record is from the annotation of a GenBank genome assembly.
AUGAUAGAGAUCAAACUAUUAAAAAACAUUUUUCUAGUGGUGUUGUUUGUCAACAUUUUUUAUUUUGUUAAAGUUUAUAAACUUGAAGAAGAAAAAUUAAUACAACUAGCUAUUAAACAUAAAAACUCGAUAAAUUAUCAUACAGAUGAUGAAGUACCAUUUCAUGAUCAAAAACCAUAUCAUUUAUUAAAUACACAAGAAAAAAUUGCAUAUCUAUUACAUAAAGUUUCAUUAAAUCAAGAUAAUAAUUAUUGGUUAGCAAAUACAAAAGUUGAAAAUCCUUCAAUUGAUAUAGAUCCAAAAUUAUAUUUACCAGUGAAUAAUAGUAAUGAAAGAAGUUGGUAUUAUAAAUCAGAAUUAUUUUAUGAACCAAGAUUUAUAUUAUCUGUUAUAUUAGAUGAAUUGAAAAAUCAACUACUAAACCUAAACCCCAAAAAUAUAAAAGAAAAUGAUCAUUUAAUUAAGUUACCAUUUUCAUGGUCUGAUUGGGUUGAUUUAACGAUGUUAAAUGAAGAAAUUUCAAAAUCAAUAGAUGAAAAAAGAAAUUGCAAGUGGUUACAAGCAAAAGCAAAUAAGAAAACAAAAUAUUCAAAAUGGUGUCAAAAUUUAUUGGAUUUGUCAGAUGAAGAAAUUGAAGAAAUUGGUAUUGCAAGAGAAGAUUUACCUGGUUUUAUUGUUAGAAAUUCUCCAAUGAAUAAAGCACCUCAUAGAGAAGUUAUGUUACAAGGUAAGGCACAUUUAUUUACAAGUCAAGAAAAUCCAAUUUCAGUAAUUUUUUUGGCUAAAAAUGGUACUUAUGAAGCUCAAUUGAUUAAUAAACGACAAAGAUUGAUUCAUACUGAUUUAUUUGAAAAAUAUUUAAUUAGAAGAGGUAUAAAUCCAAAUAAUAUAGAAGACAUGAUGAAAAUCAAUAUGAAUCCACAAGUUGAAUUUAAUGAACUAUUAAAUGCUAUCAAACCCAGACCAUUAAAUCCUGAUGAUGAUAUUCAUAAAAUGAGACAAAUUACCAAACAAACUGAUACAAAUGUUUCACGAGAACUUUACCUCGAUAAAGAUUCAUUCCAUUAUAAACAAGAAGAGGUUGAUGAACAAUUAAGUGAUUAUGAAUUAAGAUUAAAUAAAAUUGACGAAUCUAUUUCAAAUGAAUUAAAAUAUGAUCCUGCCGUGAUUUCAGAAAAUAGAUUAAAUCGUCACGAAUUAAAUCAUUAUGAAGGUUUAAAAUAUGCAAAUAAAUUCCCUGUUGCAAAAGAACCAACUUACUAUAAAUUGGCAACUUUAAAGAAAAAUAAGUUUAACCAAGAUGCUGGUUGGCAUUAUGAAUGGAGGUUUUUCAAUGGUGCCUUAAGAUAUAUUAAAGAUGAGACUUGGACAACUGAACAAUUGGAAGUUAGAGAACAAAUUAUAUUGGAUAGAUUAUUAAGAAAUUGGUUUAGAUUUGCUGAAGAAAAAGGUAUAAUUUCAUGGAUUGCUCAUGGUCCAUUAUUAUCGUGGUAUUGGGAUGGAUUAAUGUUCCCAUUUGAUAUUGAUAUUGAUAUACAAAUGCCACUGAGUGAAUUAAAUAGGUUAUCAGCCAAUUAUAAUAUGACUUUAAUUGUUGAAGAUAUAGAUGAAGGUUUUGGGAAAUAUUUAAUUGAUUGUGCUGCAUUUUUACAUCAUAGAGAUUUAGCUGCAAAAGAUAAUCAUAUAGAUGCAAGAUUUAUUGAUGUAGAUACUGGUACAUAUAUUGAUAUAACAGGUAUUGGCAUAAAUAAUGAAAGACCUCCAUCAGAAUAUGAUGCAUAUAUUAGACGUAAAAAACAAAAAGGAGAAUCAGUUGAAUUAUAUAUGGAUAGAAGAAAACAUUGGUUAAAUUUUGAAAAAAUUGAUCCUUUAAGAUAUUCACUUAUUGGUGGAGUUCCAGUUUAUGUUCCUAAUGAUAUUUUAUCAAUGUUAAAUCAUGAAUAUUCAAGAGGUACAAAACUGUAUUAUUUUAAUGGGUAUUAUUAUGUUCCAAGUUUAAGAUUAUGGAUUCAACAAGAUAAAUUGACAAAAAUUUUUAAACCUGAACAAAUUUUAGAUAAAAAAGGUGAAGUUAAUAGAUCAAAAUUAGUUGAUUUAGUUAAAGAAUUGGAUGAUGAAGGGAAAUUGAAAAUAUUAGAAAUGAAUGAAGAUAUAUUAAUUGAAUAUUAUUUAACUCAUAAAUUAACUACAUUACAUGAAGUUGAAAAAAAAUUUAUGUUGGAUCACUCAUUACAACAACUGAUUUUAAAUUUAACUUAUAAUGAAGAAUAUCAUUAUUUAACAUCAAAAUUUAAAAUGAGUAAACCAAUUAGAAAAUCUUUAUUUGAUUUUGAAUAUUAUAGUAGAUUUAGAUAUAUGGAAAAAGGAGAAGAAAAUAAUGAACCAGUUGAAAUUAUAGAGAUCUUAGAAGAAGAAGAGAAACAAAACCAAGCUGAAUUAUUAAAACAACAAGCAGAAGAAGCAAGAUUAAAACAAGAAGAAUUCUUAAUGGAACAAGGACAACAAUUAGAACAACAACAUAAAGAAUUUGAAGAAACUUGGGUAGAAACUAGACCAGAACAAGCCAAUGCAGAUCAACCAACAGUAGAAGAAUUAGUCGAUGAUAAAGAACAACUUCUAAAUAGUAACGAUGAAAUACCGCUUAAUGAUUAA